Molecule: messenger RNA, 1835 nt
Organism: Ectocarpus siliculosus
Lineage: Eukaryota; Phaeophyceae; Ectocarpales; Ectocarpaceae
Source: the annotation of a GenBank genome assembly
ACACACCGACGACGACACUCUAGCGAACAGCCCCAGCAACAUGCGUCUAUUUGGUACUUGCGGUACCACAGCAGCACCGGUGGCAGCCGCGGUCGCCGAGGUACGGCGCUUUCGAUGGCGACAUCGACGGGCGGUAGUGGUGCGGACAGUUCUUUCCCGAGAGGCCGAAGGGGCACCAAAAGACCAGCAGGAGAAGAAUCCCCCGCAGCGAGACCGGCAGAACGCCACAGCGCGUGCGAAAGCACGGCGUCAGCGAUAUCGACAGACGAGCUUGCAUCGCCACCACCAGACCAGGCAGCAGUAGCCAUGGAAGACCCGAACAGCAGAUCAACGACAGCAGUGGGAGAGGGCAUAGAUGUAACUCCGGGUCUGCCGGCACCUCCUGGACAGCCGCGGAAAGAAGUUCUGGCAAAUAAGUCAACAGCGUUGAUGCCAGAGCAAGACGGUCAAACUGGUUUCAAGCUGGAGACGAGCGGGGAGGGAGGGGGCGACUUUGCGGAGGAGGAUUUCGACGGCCCAAUCGCUGAGUCGUACGCGAGGGGGAGGUGGCUCCUGGGGCUGUUGGUCCUCCAGUCCUCGAGCUCUUUCGUGCUCGACCACUACCAGGACCUUCUGCGCGAGCACGUGGUGGUGACCCUAUUCCUCACGAUGCUGGUCGGAGCGGGCGGGAACGCGGGAAACCAAAGUGCUAUCAAGGUUAUUCGAGGCCUGGCGACGGGACGCUUCACCCCUCAUGCGGCGUGUGCCUUGAGUGUCAUCGGGGAUCAGGCAAUUGUCGGGAUUCUGCUGGGGACGGCCCUUGCCGCCGGGGGCUUCGUUCGCGUCUGGGUUACGGAAGGCACUACUCUGAGGGAUGCAAGCGCCAUCUCUUCGAGCCUCUUCCUGAUCGUGAUGGCAUCGGUCCUGCUGGGUUCGGCACUUCCUUUCGGAUUCGCUCGCGCGGGCGUAGACCCUGCCAACGCCGGCACAACCAUUCAGGUGGCUAUGGACAUCGUCGGAGUCGCGGUAACCUGCGUGACCUGCUCCCUGGUCUUGACCCAGCUGGAUCAGGUCCUUACCCUUCCUCUUUGAGCGGUCUUGACCCAACUGGAUCAGGUCCUUGCCCUUCCUUCGAGCGGUGUUGACCCAACUGGAUCAAGCCCAUGGUUUGAGCGGUCUUGACCAAACUGUUGGAUCAGGUCCUUGCCCUUCUUCUCUGAACGGGGAGAGCGUCAAAGUGCGGUCGGGGCUGGCUGCGAUCGAUGCAAUCUCCUCGGAGGGGGUAUCGCGCAACUGCUGCUGCGUAGGGGUCGACGUGCGUAGUGUUAUCUGCUGUAUGUGUGUAUUUAGAUGAGAAAUAAUGGAAACGCUUUGGUAACCUUUGCCUGCACCUUGCGAGAUAUUCCAGCUCUGUUUGUGUAGAUAGACUUGUAGACUACCACGAAAUGCGCCUUUUUUAACGUGAAGUUUGAACCCACGACUUUGAUGAUCAAUCCACGAGUUCUGAAUUGGUGACCCGUUACUAGAGAGCGAGAGAAAAUGUGCCCGCAGUGUUGUGGUGGCGAUACUUUUUGAAAGAGGAGGCGUCAGUUAGUGAAUGAAGCAACAAUGAGGGCUAGGUGUUGGUCUUUCGUGUGUUGCGUGUGUUUGUGUUCAGAAGGUCACCUCCGCAAUGCCCGUAGAUUUCUUGUAUUUUGUCUCCCGGUUUUGUUUUGCAGUUGUUGUAUCGUUAGUUCCUAGCCCGCGGUAUUUCGCCACCACAGAGAAUCGUUUCUUUGCCGUGGAGAGUCAGUUGUACAGAUGAGGUCAGAAGAACAACUUUUGAUGCUAAUGAACAUAGACCGAAGUUUGGCGUG